AAGUAUUUUAAUUUUUGGCGCAUGAACAACAACAAUUUACGGAAUCUCCCCCGUCACAUAUACUCCAGUGUAUGGACGUCACUGCUGUGAGCACAUUUUGGAACUUUUGGGUAGCAGCAGGGGGAAAUGUUAGCAGAGCUAAAGCCUAUUUUGACGUGUUUUCGAAGCAGGUAGAACUGGACUUCGAAGAAACCAUAGUCCGAGGUUCAGGUUACAGCCUCUCCACGUCAACUCAGCCGGGGCGGUGAUAAGGUAUAGGGCCAGGCCAUGCUCCCAGGCUGUAAACAAGGCACUGUGAGCUGACCAUGGAGAGUGUUGGACUGGUUUGAGGACAAGCAGGAACGAAGUGUUCACCAUGGGGAGCCGUAGGAACGGUUUUAAUAAGGAGAGUUUCAUUUUGUCUGUGGAUGUCGGGACUACUUCUAUCAGAUGUCAUGUCUAUGACAAGGAGGCAGAAAUCCGAGGAUCAUGCUCCACCAUGGUCGUUCCCUUGUAUCCAGAGGUAGGACAUGUGGAAAUGGACCCAGAAGCCAUAUGGGAAGGGUUUAUCACUGUGGUAAAGGGAGCUGUGCAAGAUGCAGGAGUGCACAUGCAUCAGGUAGAGGCCCUGGGCAUCUCCACUCAAAGAGGCACUUUCACAACAUGGGACAGGACAACUGGAAUUCCUUUCCAUAACUUCAUCAGCUGGCAGGAUCAGAGAGCUGCAGAUUUAGCGAAGUCCUGGAACAGAUCCUGCACAAUGACGGCCAUCCAGAGCGUGAUGAAGGUGCUCUACUUCUUCACCAGGCAGAAGCGGUUGCUGGCAGCGAGUCGUCUGGUCUUCUCCCCUCAACAUGUAACCUUCCGCCUCGUCUGGGCCCUCACACACUACAAGCAGGUUCGUCAGGCGGUUACUAAAGGCAGCUGCUGCUUUGGAACAAUCGACACCUGGUUGCUGUUCAAACUCACCAAAGGGAAAGUCCAUGCCACAGAUUACUCCAAUGCCAGUGCUACAGGCAUCUUCGACGCCUUCCAUAUGUGUUGGAGUGGCUUUCUCAGCUCUGUUGUUUCUAUACCUCUCUCUAUUUUCCCCAAAGUAGAAAACACUAGCUAUGACUUUGGAUUCACAGACCCUUCCAUAUUCGGAGUGCCCAUCCCCAUCAUGUCAGUGAUAGCGGACCAGCAGGCAGCCAUGUUUGGAGAGUGCUGCUUUGAUGUCGGCGAUGUCAAAAUUACCAUGGGAACCGGCACCUUCAUGAACAUCAACACCGGGAAUAAACCACAUACGUCAUCAGCAGGUCUGUAUCCUCUGGUGGGAUGGAAGAUCGGCUCGGAGGUGGUGUACCUGGCGGAGGGCAAUGCAGCAGAUACAGGCACCGCCAUCAAAUGGGCUCAGGAGCUGGAGCUCUUCUCUGACGUACAGGAGACCAGCGACAUGGCUUACAGUGUCGACGACUCAGACGGAGUGUGUUUCGUUCCCUCCUUCAACGGCCUGCAGGCUCCUCUGAAUGAUCCCAAAGCCUGUGCUUCCCUCAUGGGCCUCAAACCUUCCACCACUAAGAGCCAUCUGGUCCGAGCCAUCCUGGAGUCUGUGGCCUUCAGGAACAAGCAGCUAUAUGACACAACGCUGAGGGAAACUCAUUUUCCCAUCACAAAGAUCAGGGUGGAUGGCGGCGUUUCCUCAAACAACUUCGUCAUGCAGCUGACUGCAGACCUGUUUGGCAGAAAGGUAUCCCGACCCCACCACUACGAAAUGUCCUGUUUAGGGGCCGCUUUCGUCGCUGGACUUGGAGUUGGAUAUUGGAGGAGCAGAGAGGAGCUGAAGAAGCUGCAAAGAGCUGACGAUGCGUUCUUGCCCAAAGGGGUUCCCAGCAGCAGUGCUUGCAGCCCGAGUCGGGAGUACAUCCCUGUCAUCCAGAGAUGGGAGAAAGCUCUCAGGCGCUCCAUGAACUGGUACAAGCCUUGACCCUGGAUGCACACAUCGAGAGGGCGAUCUAGGGUUCGAACAAGUAGGAAGAGUUUUGAGUCCAAUGAAAGCACUUAAUACAGUUUCAAGACAUAGCAACCAACAGCUGUGUCUCCAAAACAUCGUAAAAUCAGAGCGAAAAUCUGAAAUACUCUCCUGUAAAUAUUGUGUCUUAAGCUUUUAUGGUGAAAGGUAAAAGAGUUGUGUUCUAUGGAGCAUCCAUGUUGUUGUUUUCAAGAUAUAGCAACCAUCAGUUAUAUCUGCAAUCUAAUUAAGGGUAACGGUCUCUACACAACCCAACAACACAAAAAUACUCACCUGGGAGUAGAGUCCGUCUUUUAUUUUGAAAGAUGAGAAUGCAAGCAGGGGUUUGCGUUCUUGGUUUGGAAUAUGGAGCUUCUGUGUGGUUGUUUUUAGAUAUAGCAACCAUCAGCUGUGUCGAUAAUCAUAUUAAAGGUAAAGGCAUUUACUCACUGUAACAACACAAAACUGCAAAAUACUUUUCUGCAAAUAUGAUUUCUCUCAGGCUUUUAUUGUGAAAGGUAAAAAGGCAGUAAGGGGUUUGCAUUCUUGUUUCCGAUUAUGGAGCCUCAGUGUUGUUGCUUUGUCUUUGUUGUGGUUUUAAGAUAUAGCAACCACAAGCCAAUCUCUAAUCUAAUUAAAGAUAGGGCCUUUACACACUGUAACAACAAUAAAAGCCCAAGACGAUCUAUAUUCACCUGCGAGUAAAGCUGCUAUAUCUUUGUAGUUGUUCUAAGCUACAGCAACCAUCUGCUAUAUCUCCAAUCUAAUUAAAGGUAAAGGCCUUUAUACAAAAAUUCGGAAUACUCUGUAAAUAUUGUCGGUCUUAUGCUCUUAUUGUGAAAGGUAAGAACGCAAGGAGGGGUUUGCCAUCCUGGAUCCGACAUCUGUGUUAUUUCUUUAUAAAUAUACUCAACCCUUUUCAUCAACAUGAUUGGUUAAUGGCUUUAUUUGUGGCUCAAAAGCUCCAAAAUUGUGAAAAAUUGGCCCCCAGUGUGUGAAGGCCUUUAGUGUUGAACAGAAGAAAUUAGACCUGAAUUAUUCAGAGACUGCUGUGCAACCUUUAACAGCAGCCACACUUUGGAGGGUGAUGACAGAGCAUUAAGUCCUACUUUAAUAUGAAACGCAGCUGAAGGUGUUCCUCUCUGACAUACAGCACAGAUAUCUGUGGUCGUAAGCUGGGUUACAGACCAGGACAGGUGAUCCCAGCCUCGGGUUUUUGUCCUCAUUAUGAAGUUUACACAUUUUUCUACUGGAUUUCUUCUUCUCGCCAUAGAAACCUUAUCCUUGUACUCAUUCCUCUCCUUAAGCCACUGAUGCCUCUUUAUAUUGCAGUUUUUUUGAUCAAACUUGGAUAAUAUUUGUACGUGCUGCCACAUGGGGGUGCUGAUGACUCUGUCUUAUAGCUUUUUUCAUUUAUGAACAGCCAUAGCAACAACAUGCCACAUAAUAAGGAUUGAAAUCACAUUCACAUGUGGACAUUUAAAAUGAAACUUAAUAUUGAAGCUGCAAAUGUUAAUCGAUAAGUAGUCGACUAUAAAUGACUUUCAACUACUUAUUUAAAUAUCUCUAAAACAAAAGCAUACAAAUGAACUAAUAUAAUAACCUAUUAUUUUUCAAAUAGUAUUAAUAUGAGAAAUAUUAAGUCAAAAGCUUAGAUUUCAGCUUCUGAAAUGUGAACAUUUUCUGGUGUGUUUACUCUUCUGUGACGGUAAACUGAAUCUGUUUUUAGUUGUGCACAAAAGAAGACAUUUGAGGGUUUCUUCUUGGGCUUUUAGGAACAGUAAUUGACAUGUAUCACAAUUUUCUGAUAGAUUAUUAGCGAAGUAAAAACUUGCUCUUCUGCAAGACGUGUGUAAAAUGUUAGUGGCACCAGAAAAAAACCUCCACACGUGUCCUUAAAUCAGAAGCAGCUUCAUUUGUGUCUUAAUAAAUUCAAGCUGCUCCCUUUACACAGUACUUUUUAAAUGUGAUGAUGAUAUCGUUGAAAUGUAAUUGAAACUAAAUCUAAUUGUCUGUGCUUAGCUCUGUGGAGGGACAUCCCGCAGGAUUUCAUUUUUGAGACCUCUUUCAUGUUACUCGCAUCUCGCUGGAAAAUGCAGUCGUUAGAGGAUUUGAUUGGGACAUUUAGCUUUGCUAUAGUAGCAUUGUCUCAUACAUGAAUAUUAGAUUAAAGAUGCAUGGGUAGUUGUAACAAAUUGAUCGGGGGUAUCAAUGUUAACUUGCUUAAAGCAUAAAUAGGAUACAUGAAGUGUAUUUUUUGUCAAUCCAUGUUUUGUGACCCCUUACUUUUCAGGUAUUGUUGUGUUUAAUGUUGAGUUCCUCCACGGGGGAAAGCCAUGUUGAUGUCAUUUGAUGUUUUGACUCAAGUCUUUAACUCGACCUGAUGAACUAAGAUGACCAAGUUACACAUUCUAAUCGUCUUAUAGAGUUAAAAAUGCUAACAAAUUACCUAAAAAAUGUAAACUGUGAAUCUUUAUAUAUACUUGCUUGAUGUUGUUAAAUGUGUGUGCCUUUCAUGAUGUCAUAUCGGUGGUCGACAAGCAUCCCAAAAUACUUCCUUGAGGAGACAAGUGCUGCAGCUUCAAAAACAAAACAAAUAAAAAAACACAUGUAAAUAAGGGGAAAAGCGCUGCAUGAACAAAACGCUGCUCAAACCCAAUUUUUAAGUUUUAUGACUUUGGGGAUAUCAAUUUGGCCUCGCAGAGAUAGCCUGUUUUCAUAAGUGUUUUGUCAGUAUAUCUGAAAUGACUAGGCUGGCUACGUCAGACCUCCAGUAAUAUCAGAAGGAAUCAUGUGAUCACAACACGUUAAAACACGCCAAUAAAAUGUUAAACAUGUUUCCAGUGACAGUGACACUGUAUAAUCCCCAAAAUAUCACCAAGUGCUACGGUCCCAGCUGUCUGCAUCACAUUUUGACCCCUGUUGUCCCCUCGUUUCCGUUGUGUUUUGAACUUCUUGCAGCAGUUUGGUUAUGCAGCUCUUUUAGUUAGCGCAUUGCAUGUUUAGUCAAGUUGGUGAAGAGGUUUCUGGAUUUGCAUGGGUUUUGAGAUGUUGGUGUUUUUUUAUUUGCAUAGUUUUUGAAACUGCAGCGCGUUUCUCCUAAUGGAAGUGUCUGGGCCACCGUACACCGUCCUCUUCUAAAAUGUGUUGCACCAGGUGAUACUAUGCAUAAUGCAGAAAUGAGCAGACCGAUGUGGCAUUCCAUUUCUAAAACUUGUACUUAAUUAAGUCCUUGAAUGCCAUGCUGAAGCUGCUGGUGAAUAACACAUGGAUUUUGUUACUGAAAUCAAAUAACUUUGUAGUAAUAAAACAAUGUAUCUGAA
Messenger RNA from Eleginops maclovinus (Patagonian blennie), 5292 nucleotides. RefSeq names its product glycerol kinase 5 (gene gk5). Gene Ontology annotation, cellular component: mitochondrion. The record is from RefSeq and is a predicted model, not a curated record. Bases 356 to 1945 code for a protein of 529 amino acids. Gene Ontology annotation, molecular function: kinase activity; phosphotransferase activity, alcohol group as acceptor. NCBI's taxonomy places the organism in Eukaryota, Metazoa, Chordata, Actinopteri, Perciformes, Eleginopidae. Gene Ontology annotation, biological process: triglyceride metabolic process; glycerol metabolic process; glycerol-3-phosphate biosynthetic process. The transcript has 17 exons.